AUGAAACACAGGAAAGUGCCGUCAAUCCUGGCCAGAGGCUUCUCAGGACAGAAAGCUGUUGUCAUGAACAUUGAUGCUGCUGCCUCUGUGCCCUACGGCCGCACUCUAGUGGCUGGAAUUGACUACUAUCCCCAGAGAGACACAGCUGCUAUGGGCAAGAAGAAAAUCACCAACAGGUCAAAGAUCAACUGUUCUGUGAAAGUCUGUAACUACAGUCACCUCAUGCCCAGCAGGUGCUCUGCGGGUAUUCUCUUGGACAAGUCAGCGGUCAACCAGGAUGACUUCAGAGACCCUGCUCUUAAACACCAAGCCCAUCGAGAGGCCAAGGCCAAGUUCAAAGAAAGGUGCAGGACCUGGAAGCACAGGUGGUUCUUCCAGGAGCCGAGGACGUAG
Molecule: messenger RNA, 393 nt
Organism: Lepus europaeus (European hare)
Lineage: Eukaryota; Metazoa; Chordata; Mammalia; Lagomorpha; Leporidae
Product: large ribosomal subunit protein eL27-like
Biological process (GO): translation
Cellular component (GO): ribosome; cytosolic large ribosomal subunit
Molecular function (GO): structural constituent of ribosome
Source: RefSeq, a predicted model, not a curated record